Molecule: messenger RNA, 1896 nt
Organism: Dryobates pubescens (Downy woodpecker)
Lineage: Eukaryota; Metazoa; Chordata; Aves; Piciformes; Picidae
Gene: SYTL3
Product: synaptotagmin like 3
Exons: 15
Coding region: 15-1865 (616 amino acids)
Biological process (GO): intracellular protein transport; exocytosis
Cellular component (GO): plasma membrane; exocytic vesicle
Molecular function (GO): small GTPase binding; neurexin family protein binding
Source: RefSeq, a predicted model, not a curated record
GAAGUUUGGGGAAAAUGGCCUGUGAAUUUAAUCUAAACUUCCUGAAGGAACUGGAACGGGAAGCUGUUCUGGAAGUCCUAUACCGUGACCAGAUGGUGAGAAAAACAGAGGAGGAAAGAAUAAGGAAACUGAAACUGCAGCUGCAGCAGCUUCGGUGGAAAGGAGCAAGAAAUGUAAGCCAUGCCUACCAGGAGAGGUCUUGUGCUCGCUGUCAGAAAACACUUGGGUUACUGAUGGGCAGAGGUGCAGUAUGCAAUGGGUGCAGUCAUCGAGUGUGCUCGGCGUGCCGUGUCUGCCUGAGUCCCUGCCUGUGGAAAUGCACCGUGUGUUACGCCCAUGGAGAUGUGAAAAUAAAAGCUGGUGAAUGGUUCUUUGAAGAACGAGCAAAGAAAUAUCCAGGUGAAGGCAAUCAUGAAACAGUUGGUGCAAAGCUCUUGAAAUCUUAUCAGAAACUGAGUAAAAUUUCUGUUGUACCUCCAACUCCACCUCCUUUCACAGAAUCCACAGCAGGAAGCAAUAUGACAGUAAAUGAGCUUGGGCAGUCUAGAAGUUUUAAUAAAUCUGUGGAAAACUUGUUUUUGUCUCUCAGAACACACAUCAAAAAAAUCUCUAAGUCCCAGAAUGAUAUGGCUGACCGAUGUCACCUAACCACAGAUCAUGGCCGCAGCAUGGAAAGAAGGAAGCAAAGAAGAAGCCAGUCUGACACUGCCAUCAACAUUACAAGCAGGAUCAAAAGUACACCCAGUCUUCAACAGCUCAUCACUGCGACCCCAAAUGACAGCGAGAUUCUGACCGAAAGGAAUUGCAAGGAGGAGGAAGACAUAACAACCAGUCCCACAAGUGAUGCAGUUUUCUGUGAUGGAAGAAAGCAUGGGAGUUUGUAUAGCCUCAAUAGCACUUGCACUGAGUCUGGCAGUUUUGGCAAGGCUGACAUCACGGGAGAAAUACAGUUUGCCAUAAGAUACAUCUUCAAAGCUUGCAUCUUAGAAGUUUGCAUCAAGGGCUGCAAGAACCUGGCUUACGGAGAGGAGAAGAAGAAAAAGUGUAACCCGUAUGUUAAGGUUUAUUUACUUCCUGAUAAAUCUCCUCGGAGCAAGCGGAAGACAGCUGUCAAGAAGAGCACAGUGAAUCCAGAUUUCGAUGAAACUUUGAAGUACAAGAUUGAAUACGCCCAUCUGGGAAGUCGGCAGCUUCAGAUCUCGGUGUGGCAUGCAGGAGCACUCAAGCACAGGGUGUUUCUGGGGGAGGUGGUGAUUCCACUGGCAGCAUGGAAUUUCGAAGAGAACUCAGUGCAGUUGUUCAACUGGUACCAGCUCAAACCCAAGCUUGAAAAGCUUGAAGAUGAUCUUACACAGCACAAUGGUGAACUCCUUGUGUCUGCAAGGCUGUCAGUACCAGGCUGCCAGUCCCAGUUUGAAGGAAAAAAAGGCCAAGCAGUUCCCAACUGCCAGCUUCAGCUUAUGAUAUUUGGGGCCAAGAACUUGCCUGUGCUGAGAUCUGCUGGCACAUUGAACUUAUUUGUUAAAGGCUGUCUUAUCCUUCCAGACCAAGCAGAGGUAAAACAAAAGUCUCCUGUCCUGAAGAGAGAAGCCUGUCCCCAGUGGAAACACUUGUUUGUCUUUGAUGGUGUUACUCCAGCUGAGCUACACCACUCAUGUCUACACUUGACUGUCUGGAACCAGUCCACUUUCAGCUCAAGUGACCAGUUCCUAGGAGGAGCCAAGCUUGGUGCAGAGCAAUCGUGUGGCUCUGCAGACCUUGUUUCUCAGUCACUGCUCCAGUGGCAGGAAGUGCUCUGCAGCCCCAACACCUGGAUGGACUUUACACUUGUACUGCAUUCAAAUAAGGAAAACUUUAAAUCAUGACAGAUUACUGCACAGCAAUAUUUCCUUCUUU